Molecule: messenger RNA, 483 nt
Organism: Sinocyclocheilus anshuiensis
Lineage: Eukaryota; Metazoa; Chordata; Actinopteri; Cypriniformes; Cyprinidae
Product: histone H1-like
Exons: 2
Coding region: 1-483 (160 amino acids)
Biological process (GO): nucleosome assembly
Cellular component (GO): nucleosome
Molecular function (GO): DNA binding; structural constituent of chromatin
Source: RefSeq, a predicted model, not a curated record
AUGGCAGAAACCGCUCCAUCAGCUGCCGCAGCCAAGAAGAAAUCAGCAGCUAAACGCUCUACUAAACGCAAGAGAACGGGCCCAAGCAUCGGCAAGCUCAUCGUCAAGGCUGUGUCCACAUCUAAGGAGAAGAGCGGUGUGUCCCUCGCCGCCCUGAAGAAAGCGCUCGCUGCCGGUGGCUACGUUGUGGAGAAGAACAACUCCCGCUUCAAGAUUGCCGUUAAUAGUCUGGUGACUAAAGGCACCCUGGUCCAGACCAAAGGAACCGGUGCCACCAAACUCAACAAGAAACAAGCAGAGACCAUGACCAAACCUGCCAAGAAAGCCGCUCCUAAAGCCAAGAAGCCCGCAGCCAAGAAACCUGCCGCCGCUAAGAAGCCCAAAACCGCAGCAGCGAAGAAGCCUGCCGCUAAAGAAUCUCAGAAGAAGGCCAAGAAACCUGCUGAUAAAAAGGCAACGAAGAGCCCCAAAAAAGCAAAGUAA